This is a messenger RNA of Thalassophryne amazonica, 2074 nucleotides long. It is a transcript of the gene eps8l1a, whose product is annotated as eps8 like 1a. The transcript is spliced from 16 exons. The record is from RefSeq and is a predicted model, not a curated record. The coding region runs from base 152 to 1930 and encodes 592 amino acids. Gene Ontology annotation, cellular component: plasma membrane; vesicle; ruffle membrane. Gene Ontology annotation, biological process: regulation of Rho protein signal transduction; positive regulation of ruffle assembly; Rho protein signal transduction. Lineage: Eukaryota; Metazoa; Chordata; Actinopteri; Batrachoidiformes; Batrachoididae. Gene Ontology annotation, molecular function: actin binding.
GCUGAGAGAAACACCGACCGCGAGGAAGGAGAAGCUGCAGUGCAAGAAUGGAACUGAGGCUUUGUAGUCAGAGGAGAGUCAAACAGAGAGAUUAACUGAAAGAGAAAAGUCAGACUUGUUUUUCUUGUUCUUCAUAUCUCAGGAAUGCGGGAUGUGGUGGAGGUGGACAGCUCAGCUCAUUGCACAUACAGCUCAGCGUGAGAAUCGUUCUCUUGAUUUUGGAUUUAAAAACCACACUCAAAGGAAACUGAGGAGGAGGAAGAAGAACGACAGGACAAGAAAGAUGUCACAUCUUGCAAUGAUCCCGAGGAAGUCUUCAGGUGUUCAAGUCACAAAACCUGCUGGAGGUCGACCUCCUCCUGGUAGUCGACUUCUCUACAGCCAUUCUACGAAAGAGAAUGGUGCCAGAGGGAAAUCAAAAUCUACACCUUCAUUAAACGCUGGCAUAGAGGUGGAGCUUCUGAACCACUGCUUUGAUGAUGUGGAGCGAUUUAUGUCACGAUUACAGCAAGCAGCAGAGGCCCAGACUAUUCUCAACCAAAAGAUGAAGGCAAAGAAAGGAAGCCGGAAAAGCCAAAAGAAGAAAGAAAAGCAGGAUUAUGGUUUGUUGGCCAUGAAAGCUUGCCCUCCAACAGAAGCAGAAUUCAUAGACAUCUUUCAGAAAAUCAAGUACUCUCUGAGCCUGCUGGAUCGUCUCAAGUCUUCACUUGCAGAGCCGAGCGCUCCUAAGCUGCUGCAUCACGUCUUUUUGCCUCUCAGAUUGCUGAUGAAUACCACAGGAGGGCCGUUAUUCGGAGCAUCCGUGGUCAGUCCUGCUAUGACCAGUGGUGCUGUUUCGCUACUCCAGGACCAUCUGACAGACCAGGAAAAAUUGCUGUGGACUUCGCUAGGGCCUAACUGGACUUUACCGAGCUCACACCUUGGUGUGUCUGUCCCUCCGUACUCCCCCGUCUUCAUGGAUGGGUGGCAGCUUCCAGCCUAUGACUCCAGUGGCCAACCUUUGGAAGACCCCAUUGAACAACAGCACAAACACGAUGCGUUCAGGGAAAGGAGCGAGGAAGAAGCUCGAUGUAUGGCGAUCGAGCCGAUCUCCACUGACAAAAUAGAAGAAAGUGGACUUCCACCGGAUGGUGAGAGACUUUAUUACUGCACUUAUGACUUUGUGGCCAGAAACAGCAGUGAGCUCUCAGUGCUACAAGGAGAAACCCUGAACGUCAUUGAGUCAUCAAGUCGUUGGUGGAAAUGUCAGAACCGCUUUAGCCAAAUAGGAUUUCUUCCCUCGAAUAUCCUGGAGCCACUUUCAGCUUUGAGCAACACCCAAAAGGACAAUGCAACGAAGACAGCUCCAUCCUCAGUGUCCAAUAAAUGCUAUCCAUAUGGUCCAGCUGGUAUGAGACCUACAGCCAUCAGACCAGCGCGACAUCAGAGUAUGUUGGUAUCUUCUACAACAACAAAAAUAGAUGGAGACAAAGUCCAGAUUGUGAAUGAUGAACUUAAUCAACGGCUGGCCAAUGGGAGACAAAGCUCUUCUCACACUCCAGUGACUCUCCCUCCAGUGACUCACCGUCCAGUGACUCUCCCUCCAGUGACUCUCCCUCCAGUGACUCACCGUCCAGUGACUCACCGUCCAGUGACUGCCCCUGUACAUGACAAAUCUACUCUACUGAACUACAAAUCCCCAGCUGCUGAGGUGGCAGCAUGGCUCACCAGCAAAGGAUUCAGUCAACAGACAGUUCAGAGUUUGGGCAUUUUAACUGCAGCCCAGCUUUUCUCCCUGAAUAAAGAUGAGCUCCGUGCCGUAUCACCAGACGAAGGUGCAAGAGUUCACAGCCAAAUCACAGUGCAGAAAGCCCUGCUAGAGGAUGUGCGUAAAAAAACAGAACUCGAGGUGGCCAUGGAGAAGCAAAAGAUGAAGAUUGACAUGGUUUGAUGGAAUAAUCAUCCAUGAAAACAUGCUACAAAAGGAUACAGGUUAAAGGUUAUGAGGACAUACGAGGCUCCUCGACUACUCACAAGCCCGCCUCCCUGACUUUGAGACCAUCCCAGCCACUUACAAAGAUGUGAUUAUGUAAAA